Messenger RNA from Clonostachys solani, 1254 nucleotides. The record is from the annotation of a GenBank genome assembly. Lineage: Eukaryota; Fungi; Ascomycota; Sordariomycetes; Hypocreales; Bionectriaceae.
AUGGACCGGGACUCCAGUGUGUUGACGGGCCGGGAGGUGCUUAUUGGGGUCACGGGCUUAGCUUCAGUCGUGGUGUUUGGCUGCGCUAUUCGCCUUUCUCACCGACGCGGCGAUGCUGCGCGUCAUGGUUUUCUUUAUUUGCGGAUAGCGCUAGGCGCCUUCUUCGUGUCGCGUCUUUUUGACCUGGCAGCGUUCAUCGUGUCCAACAUCGGUGGCAGCUCGUCUUCGGAUAUGUCAACUAUCAGCUUGUCAGCUAUCAAAGCGAUCCUCGGCUUAACCGCCGUACAUCUGCUCCUCACGCAACUCACCGACGUGUUGAUACUGCUCCUACUCUCACACCUCUGUGUUGGAAUUCUCGUCGCCAAUCUAAACGAAUUAACCCCGAUCGAAAGAGUAGCCAGGCGCAGUAUUCCAAUAGUCGGGAUUGUCCUCUCACUCCUUACAGCCGCGAAUGUCGGCGCGACUAUUUCUUAUUAUACCAUCUCACCAUCAUCGCCAGUGUUCCAAGUGAAUAUGGCGUAUCAAGUGUGCAUAUGCACCGCGUCACUCCUAGUUGGCAGUUGGGCUAUCAGAGUUAAGCUCAAGACUCGAGGAGUGGCUGAGUUGAACCAGGCCUCAGUUUUCCUCCUCGUUUGCGGUUUUCUAUUCGUCGUUUGUACCGCCUACGGCCUACUGAUAUCCGCCAACCCUGGAAAUGGCUCACGUCUGAUAUUCUUGAGCCUCAUUGAUGUGAUAUUCUCAACUUGGCCCGGCUUUAUCAUCCUCUGCCUUGUCUUCGCAAUGAGCACCAAGAAGGCACCGAACGGGCUGUGGACCAGAGUCGAGCCGGAAACGUCGAUCCUAACCGAAGUAACUCCCGAUACGCCGUGGACGAAGAACGCAGAUUACAUGCAAUCCUCCAGGUCGCCAACUCUGAUGAUGUGGGACCCCCAGACCGGGAAGACGUGGGAGGUUCAGAACGCGCAAAUGCAGCAGCAUCCAUACCAAGCCGCCCAAGAACUCGAACAGCCGCCGCCACAGGCGCCUCAGGAGAUGUACACGGCCUUCCCGGAGCUUGAGAGUCCCCAAUCUCCCUAUCCGGUUGCCGAAAUACCUACCAGUCCGGUUCUUCUGCCGAAUACGAUUGCCGGAACGGGCCUGGAGAUGCAGAGAGAGCGGGAGGCGGAACAGAAUAUGGCCACGGCUCAAGGGGGUCAUAACUCAGCUGCAUGUAAUAUCAAGUUGGCCCUCCGAAAGGGUAUGGACUAUUUUUAA